UUGAAAUGGCUUAUCGAAACAACGGCUUAAACUGCAUAGAAUUACGUGAAAAGCUCAAAAUUGCUUUGGAAGAAGAAUAUGAAGAGAAAAGGAGAACAAGAUUAAAGGAAGGAAUUACUGGAGUUGGCGAAAUAUUGAAGCAAAUUAGAGAUCCCCGCUCUACAGGAAAACAACGUAUUAUUUUAAACGAGUUGGGAGCGCCCAUAAAUGGCACAUCUUUUUCAUUUUGGAGUGCAAACCGGGCACCAGCUUCUUUUAUUGCUUCAGCAACUGGAGAAAAUACUGCACUGCCUUCUACCUCUAAUAAUCAUCUUGUUAAUGGCUUAAGCAAUGUUGUAACAACAUUAAAACCAAUUCCUGUUCUCGUUCACUCCCAAAGUUCUGAUGAGAUUUCUGCUGCUGUUCUUCACCCAACAAAGCCUUCUGAAAUUCGUAAAUUAAUUCGUUCAAAAAUGGUUCGUUGCCGUAUUUGUAAAAAUCGGUUUUUGGAACGACAUUUGUAUGAAAGACAUUUACGUGAUAAACAUCCAAUUGAAUUUUUGGCUUAUGAAAUACAGCAAGAAGAGGAAAUGAUUCAACAAAGAAAAGAAGAGUUGGAAACAAAUAGAUUAGAUGAAAUAAUUAGUGGAGGAUUUAUUCCUCCACAAGAAGAUUUGGAUGCUUCCAAAUAUGAAGUCGAUAUUAAUGAAAUUCCACUUCCCGGUGAAUUAACAGGCGGAAUUCCUGCACGUUUUGAUCGUUAUGGUGUUUUAUUUCAACCUAAACGUAUUUACAAAAAGAAAGUUUCUCCGCAAUGCAUGUUUUGUGAUAAACGUUAUCGGAACGAGCAUUCAUUGAAAAAACAUAUUUCGAAAAAACAUGCAGAAUCUGCUGAAUGGGUUCAAUGUUUGAAAUGUUUUAAGCCUGUUCCAAGUAAAGAAGAAAUGCAAAAUCAUUUGUGUGAAUUGGUCUUUAUUUGUUUUGAAUGUGUUCCAAUUCGUAAUUUAUGUACGGAAGUCAGACUUUUUAAUCAUCGUGCAAAAUUUCAUCGUGGUCAACAUUCUGGAUUUAAAUGCAAUCUUUGCACUCAAAAAUUCCUAACACCAAGAAAAUUACGAAAACACAAGAAAAUGUCUCAUGUCUUCACAAAAACUUAUCAAUGCCAUUUUUGCGAGGAAUUGUUUAUCAGCGAAACUGCGGUCACUACUCAUGAACGUAUUCAUACUGGUAUUAUAAAAUUUGAAUGCAAAAUUUGUGAUUUCAAAUGUAAUCGUUUUCUAAAUAUGGAAGAACAUCGAAAAGAUGAACAUGGCUAUUUAUGCACAAUUUGUCAAUCAAAAUUGGGUGAAUGGGCAGAUUUGAAAAAUCACAUGUUAAUUGAACAUGGCGGUUAUUUGUCCUCAGAAUUUAAUUCAGGUUCAAAAGUGUCAAGUAGAAUAGGGAACAAGAAAAUAUAUUUUUUUGUAUAUAUUUGGUGUGGUGCUUGGAUGUGCCUGUCUCCUUCGCCUUCCGCCGAAUUUUCGUGUUUUUUGGUUUUUCGCUCUGGCGUUUCGUUUUUCGAAUUUCGGUUUUUUUGAUUAAAGUUAAUUUAAAAAGCGAAAGAUGAAGGAUGAAACACCAAAAAAGACGAAAAUUCGGCGAAAGGUGUUAGAGAGAUUAGCACAUUUUUGGUGUGGGUCUAUUUAACCACUCUAAAUUAAUAUUUUUUUCAACAUUAAUAAUUUUUUAAAAUUUUGUUGGUCUUUUUAUAUAGAGUCAAUAGCCGGCAAAAUUACGCCUUGGGCUAGUACUCUUUUUUCUUUCGAAUUUUUUCUAAUUAACAAGCUUUUAGAAAAAUCUGUUUUAGCCAAAUAAUUUAUUUUUAAUAGAAGGAAAAAAUGAUUGCAGAGAAAAAGAGAUUAAAUUAAUGAAUUUUAAGCCCUUUAAAAUAACUUAAUUUUUAGUAGAAUUUUAUUUUAAUUAAAAGUGAUCUCAUUUAAAAUAAAGAUUUCCAAAAAAAGAUUAUAAUUAAUAUAUUCACUGCUACAUCGAAAGCCCUCGUGUUUGGCUUAUGUUCAAAGGCGAAUAGAAGAAGAAUGAAAAUGAAUGAAAAAUGCCAAAACUGAAGAAUUAGAAUUUUGAAGAUUUGCGGCAAAAGAAAUCAAAAAAAGCUUCAAAAAAUGAUUUUUAAUAAAUUUCCCCCAUUUUAUCUUUUUUUCACACACAUUUAUUUUGACUAUUUUUACAUUGUUGUUUUUUUUCUCUUCAGGAUAUAAAAAUUAGAAAAAAUAAUUUAUUGAGACAUUUAGUAGGCUAGGAAAAGUAAGGGCAUCGAUGACUCUGAGAUAAUUUUGUGUAAAAGUAUUUUGUUAUAACGUACAUCCUUAGGGCCAAUAAAAUGUAUCUUAUAACGAGGUGAAUCUGAACCUCCUCACUAUAAGAUUAACUCGUGGUGAGAGCAGGGCUGGGCGCAAUUGCGGAUUACGUGUUUUUUUGGCUUGCGGAUUGAGUUUGCGGAUUUUCAAAUUAAAUUUUUUUCCUUUUGCGCCCAGCCUUGGUUGGGAGUCAUUCGUC
Molecule: messenger RNA, 2532 nt
Organism: Meloidogyne enterolobii
Lineage: Eukaryota; Metazoa; Nematoda; Chromadorea; Rhabditida; Meloidogynidae
Source: the annotation of a GenBank genome assembly